Pogoniulus pusillus (Red-fronted tinkerbird) is the source of this 3031-nucleotide messenger RNA. It is a transcript of the gene PARP9, whose product is annotated as poly(ADP-ribose) polymerase family member 9. Bases 76 to 2514 code for a protein of 812 amino acids. The record is from RefSeq and is a predicted model, not a curated record. Gene Ontology annotation, molecular function: ubiquitin-like protein ligase binding; transcription corepressor activity; NAD+-protein mono-ADP-ribosyltransferase activity. Gene Ontology annotation, biological process: positive regulation of type II interferon-mediated signaling pathway; protein poly-ADP-ribosylation; negative regulation of gene expression. Gene Ontology annotation, cellular component: cytoplasm; nucleus. The transcript has 10 exons. NCBI's taxonomy places the organism in Eukaryota, Metazoa, Chordata, Aves, Piciformes, Lybiidae.
UCCGCUCCGCGCCCCGGACGCCGCUGCAGAUCCCGUCUGUGAGGGAGAAACUGCUGCGGCGCGCAGUGCUGGUUAAUGGGGAAUAUCCAGAGUCCAAGGAGCUGGGGAAGGAAGAACAGUUUAGGACCAAGCAUGGUAAUGGAUGAGCACAGCUUGAUGGUCCCCAUCAAUAAAGAUGCCUAUGAAGUUCUUAAGAAAAGAAAGGACUGUCUAAGUGAUCUCAUUUACAGAAAGUUUGCUUGUACAUUGACCUUUGAAAGGGCAGCAUGUGCUGUUGAAGUAUACAGGAAAAAAUUAAAGCAAGGAAUUGACAUUUGUGUUUGUAAGGAUGAUCUCACAAGACACAAGGUUGAUGCUCUGGUGAAUGCAGCCAAUGAACGCCUACAACAUGGAGGAGGCCUUGCUUUAGCUCUUGUGAAUGCUGGAGGGCCAGAAAUACAAAGGCAAUGCAACCUUCAUAUUCAAAACUAUGGAAGACUCUCCACCGGUGAAAUAGCAGUGACAGGUGGAGGGAAGCUUCCUUGUAAGGAAAUUAUUCACGUAGUGGGUCCGAGGUGGUCUCUUUCUGAGAAGGAAAAAUGUUACUAUCUACUUCAGGAAGCUAUUGUGAAUGUUCUGAAGCAUGUUAGUGCUCCAGAAAGUACUAUAAAGUCAGUGGCUAUCCCAGCAGUGAGUUCAGGUAUUUUUGGCUUCCCACUCCGUUUGUGCGCUCGAGUGAUUGUAAUUACAAUAAAAGAAUUUGUUGAAGCAAGUCCACCAAGCUCUCUCCGGGAAAUCCGCCUGGUGAACAUUCAUGAGCCUACAGUUGCAGAAAUGAAGAAGGCCUGUGAAGAGUUUCUGGAUGGUAGCAGUUCACUUCAAGAAACUCCUUCAGCUUCACCAAGCCAGCUUCCAACUUUCAUCAGACACAGAGGCAUUCGCUUGUGCAUUGUAAAAGGACUCCUUGAAGAGCAGAAGACUGACAUUGUUGUUAACUACCUGUCUGUGUGUGGCAAGCCUGACUCUCCUGUUUCAAAAAGACUGCUGGAAAAGGCGGGUUCAGAUCUUCAGGACUACCUUAAGAAUCAUUUUGGACAUUCAUCAUCCUUUGCAGAAAUCAUAGCAACAAAAGAGCAUAAUCUGCCCUGUAAGGUGGUACUGCAUGUUGUACAGCAGCCUUACAAGCACAGUAUGUUACUGCGUGAGGAAUUAAGAGAUGCAGUGAAAAAAUGCUUGUGGUACUUAAAGGACUGGACAUAUUCCUCGCUUUCUUUUCCAGCAAAUGGGAAAUGGUUGUCAGUGCUGCCUGCUGCUACAGUGGCAGAGAUCAUGAUGGAAGCAGUUUUAGAUUUUGCCAUGGAACACCCUGAGAAGAAUAUGGAUGUUCAGUUUGUUUUUUGCCCAGAUGACUGUGAAGCCUAUGAGGUUUUCCAGGAAAAAAUGGAUUCAACAGCAAAGAAACUGGAAAAAGAGCAAUAUUACAACAGAAGUGAUCAUUUCAGUACCACAUCAGGCAGUCAGGGUGCAAUAGUGAUUGCAAAUAAUAAACUGGCUCUUGAACUUAAAGGGAACACACAAACAGCAUUGGAAGCAGCGGAGUUGUGGAUCCAAAGCAUGGUACAAAUUUGUGAAAGUCACUGUGCUGUUAUUGAAAACAACUACAUUUUUACCCUUGGUAGACAAGAGUUUGCAGAACUGUCUCAAAAGCAGCACAUGAGUGUAUGUGUAUCAGAAGAGGUGAGAGGUGGAAAAGCAAGACUGAAAUUUCAAGGCCCUCCUGACGCUGUUAUUGAUGCAGUGCUUGCAACUGAAAAAUUACUACUUCGUAUGCAAGAGAAGAGCACAGCCAAGCAAGAGGAACUGCUGCACUUAGUGGGCCAAUCAGAGGCAGGUCAACUUACAGAAGGACAGCUUCACAAGACAAAUACUAAAGGCAUCCAGAUUUCACUGGUGGAACCACACCUUCAGGAGUUUAAAGACAGGCAGAAACAGUUUGAAAAAGUUGGACUUCGUGUUCUCAAGAUUGAAAAGAUACAGAAUCCCCUUUUAUCUGCUGCAUUCCAACAUAUGAAAAAAAGACUAGAAGAACAAGGUACCUCCAAGAUAGCCCAUAAGUUGUACCAGCAUGUUCCUGCUCAGUUCUGUAGCUCAGUGUGCCAAACAGGAUUUCAUAGGAUGUACUCUCCACCAACAGAACAAAAAUACGGAGCUGGCAUCUACUUUAAAAGGAACCCGAAAAGCCUAAUUGAGGGUAAAGAUAUUUUUGAAUCUGACCCCAAAAUGUAUGUGUUUGAGGCUGAUGUUUUAACGGGCUUAUACACUACAGGCAAGCAGUCUUAUAUCAUGCCACCAGCAGUGGAAGGGGAUGCCUCUAAGGUAUAUGACAGCCUAGUAGAUAAUGUAAACAAUCCUGACACUUUUGUCAUUUUCAACAGUAUUGGGGCCCUUCCACAAUAUCUGCUGACUUGUCUCCAAGUGAGGGAGAGUUAUAAGGCCUCUGAGCAAACCAGCAGCAUGCUAACAAUUUAUCAGUAAUGUUGCAGCUAUUGUGAGGACCCCCUCAGAAAAAGUCGAGUAAUUAAAAUCUAAGAGGAUGGUCUACCUAUUAACUCACUGUGAUCCAAGUGCCUCUAUAUCCAUGAACAAAUAAAGGCAGUACCGUAAGGAGAGUAGAAGAAAAUUAUCUGUGGGUGGGAACAGAAGGGAAAAUAUCACAAAAUAUAGUUUAACAUUUAUGCCUUCAAAUGUUCUGAGUGUGUGACUAUACAGUCACUGUUUGCCUAUGCUGUUAUUCUUUCAUUACAUCUUCUUAAUCUGAGAUAUUGUAUAUGUUAAUGAAACCUAAGAAAUCUGGGCUAUGCCUUUGAUUCUAUGAUUUUUACUUAAAUGGGUGAAUGUAUUAGGGGAAAACCAUGUCCCACUAAGGGACAUGUUAUUAAAUACACAGUUAUGACAAAUGUGAAUUCUAGCAGUAAUUGCUGUUGUACCUUUUAUUAGUUAAGUAUUUACAAUGUUUGUAAUAUCUUGUAUUCAAAAUAAAUAAUGAAUUUUA